UGUUUUCCCUACCGCAUGUGAUUCCGAAGCCGCUUCAAAACAUUGCGUGUUUAUCUUACAGUCGUGCACGUUUUCCACUCCUUGCAAAAAAGUGUACCAAUCCUCGUCCCGUUUUAGGCCAUCCUCCCCAGUAAUGGCCGAAAUAAAAAAGGAAGCCGCCGAAGGCUCAUCCACCGCACCACCAGCGGCCGAGCGGGGCAAAAAUCACUACAAGAACCGUGCCAAAAAGCAGAAGCGAAACAAGUUCCUGAAGAACGCGAAAAGCUUCGGCAAGCGGGAAAGCUUCGGCCGCGGGGCCGAGCUGGAGCAGACCGAGUACAACUAUCUGGUCGCGAUACUCGAAACCAUGACCAAGGAAAAGGACACCGAGGAGCGGCAGCUGAUAGCGAACAAUGUGCUCGGCCAGCUGAAGGGCAAGGAGAUACGGACCGCCUCGAAUCAGGUGGGCAGCCGCAUCAUGGAGGAUCUGCUCGCCUACACCGACGAGGAAACGUUCGCCGGGCUGCUGGAAACGUUCGCGCAAAACUUUCGCGUCUUUUGCUGCGACAAGUUCGCGUCCCACGUGCUGCAGCGCACGCUGUACGUUGCGCUGCUGCGAGCAGUUGCGCCACUGCAGGCGGACCAGCAAGGGGAGGAGGAUGGAGAGGGGGAAGAACAGAAUGCAAAAAAGCAGAAAGUGUGUGGCGCGGCGGAACGGGGCGAUAGAAGCGUUUGGCCGUGCUACGAGUACUGCUUGAAGGAACAGUACGCGGACGAGCAUCGGCAAACGUGUCGCCAGUACGUGGAGCGGAUGGCCAAGUAUUUGAUCAACAAUCUGGAGGAGUUUGUGUGGGAAGCGACGGCCGGGUACGUGAUACGGCAGUGUGUGCUGAAUCUCGGUGGCAUUACCGAGAAGAAGGCGACGAACGACGCGAAACCGUUGAUCGUGCCGGAACAGUGGCACAAGCUGCUGCACGAGUUUAACGUACAGCUGAUGGCUUGGCCCCAGUUUGGCGACCUGAUAGGGAUGGAGCAGACCGCAACGAUACUGCAGGAUUUGCUGCGAGCUCUCGCCAGCACGGACGAUGCGUUUCAGCUCGAACAACUCAUUGCCAAACUGUUCAAGGAAGCGUUUUACACGAAAAAGGUAAAAAAGGAGGAAAAGGACGGGGAGACAACGGUCAAGCAGGAAGAAAAAUCGGACCUGCCGAAAGCGUUCCAGAGCGAUAGUUCCAUCCGAUUGCUCGAGGUAUGCAUCGUGGUUGCACCGGCCGCCUUUCUGAAGGAUAAACUCUUCUCCAAACUGUUCCGCGGUCACGUGAAGCAGCUGGCCCUGUCGAGGGCGUGCAAUUUCGCCAUACAGAAGCUGAUCGAUCACACCACCGACAAAGACAUGAUGGAUAUGGUCUUUGCCGAGCUCGAGGACAGCAUGGAGGAUCUGCUGCGAACCGGCCACACCGGCGUGGUGCUAGCGCUGGCCAAAGCCUGCGCCCGGCUCGCCUGCCAGCAGGGAAAGUUUGUGAAAAAUCUUCUCGACGCACUGCACUGCGCCGAGGUGGCACCGACCAAGAUGAUCAACGCCGUCCUGUACCUCCUCCCGGCCAAUGUGACGCCCUCGACUGCGCCCAAAAUCCACCUGCACGGCUCACUCAUUCUGCAGGCCAUACUGGACUUUAACAAACCGAUCAAGUUCGUCACCGCGCUGCUCGAAAUGCCGAACGAUCGGCUGGCGGAGAUACUGAGUGAACCGGCGGGCUCGUUUGUCGCGAAUGCAUUCGUCACGGGGCGGUUCGUGGGGGAAAAGUCACGCGAAAAGCUGGUCCGCCAUCUCGAGGGCCAGUACGCGCAGCUUACGCUUUCCGUGCAUGGGUCGCGCGUGGUCGAGAUCAUGUACGAGGCGGGCAAUCCGGCGCAGCGGGAAAACAUUGUGCGCGAGCUGGCCGAACAGUGCGAACGGUUGAACGGCAAACCGUGGAGCGCGAAAGUGAACAAGCGGCUGCUGGUGGAUCUGUACAAGCGCAAUCCGGCCCGGUGGAAGGUGGCGAUCAAGAACGAUGCCAAGGUGGAGAAGAUGUUCGACAAGCUGGUGGGUGGGAAGAAGCGGAAAGCGGAGAGUUAGGAAGCAAAUGCCACAGUUAGCAUUCGAAGGAAUGAGCGUUACAAGUGUUAUUGUAAUAAAUAUAAUAAAUAAUACAAUACUAGUA
Molecule: messenger RNA, 2183 nt
Organism: Anopheles coluzzii
Lineage: Eukaryota; Metazoa; Arthropoda; Insecta; Diptera; Culicidae
Product: nucleolar protein 9
Exons: 1
Coding region: 134-2098 (654 amino acids)
Biological process (GO): ribosomal small subunit export from nucleus; endonucleolytic cleavage in ITS1 to separate SSU-rRNA from 5.8S rRNA and LSU-rRNA from tricistronic rRNA transcript (SSU-rRNA, 5.8S rRNA, LSU-rRNA); endonucleolytic cleavage to generate mature 5'-end of SSU-rRNA from (SSU-rRNA, 5.8S rRNA, LSU-rRNA)
Cellular component (GO): nucleolus; 90S preribosome; preribosome, small subunit precursor
Molecular function (GO): RNA binding
Source: RefSeq, a predicted model, not a curated record